Messenger RNA from Ruditapes philippinarum (Manila clam), 2492 nucleotides. Its product is annotated as protocadherin Fat 4-like. Gene Ontology annotation, cellular component: cell-cell junction; membrane. Gene Ontology annotation, biological process: homophilic cell-cell adhesion. Gene Ontology annotation, molecular function: calcium ion binding. The transcript is spliced from 18 exons. Bases 180 to 2492 code for a protein of 770 amino acids. The record is from RefSeq and is a predicted model, not a curated record. NCBI's taxonomy places the organism in Eukaryota, Metazoa, Mollusca, Bivalvia, Venerida, Veneridae.
CACUGUGGUGUACACUGUAACGUCAACAGACGCUGAUACUGUUGGAACGGUUACUUACUCUAUAACUAGUGGGAACGACAACGGUAUCUUCAGUAUAAACUCUACAACAGGACAGAUCACACUUAAUACUGCACUCAACAUCGACGAUGUAAAACAUGAAUUAGAAAUUCAAGCCAACGAUGGUGUCAAUACCGCAUACACUGAACCUUAGAUUUUACCUGAGCAAUGUUUUCUGGCGAACACCGACAGAAGGUCAGAUGGAUGCCUUCGCUGAAAACACAGCGCGGGAUACAGUGUUGUUAACGAUGAAUGCUGAUAACGCAGGUUUCUAUUCCUUUGAGGUUGACCCUGGUACUGAGACGGAUAAGUUCCGUAUAACGUCUAAUCGAUUAUCUCUAGAAGAAGAAUUGGAUUAUGAAACAACGAAAUCAUACGCAUUUACCUUAAGGGCAGCUGGAGGUCAGGGUACGACAGAGAUAGCUUAUAUCAUCAAUGUGACAGAUGUUAACGACGUUGCUCCCGAGUUUGCUGACACAAUUGUUCCACUUGAUCUUACAAAGGACACAGAAAGAGGCACAGUUAUCUACACGGCAGAGGUUACUGAUGAAGAUACGGUUGGAUCACCUUCAUUCUCUAUAAACGGUGGGGAUACUAAUUCAGACUUUAGCAUAAAUACAACGACAGGUGAAGUGUCUCUUGAAAAGGACUUAGAUCCCGAUACAACUCCUACAUACAGUCUGUUAAUUGAGGCGACGGAUGGUGUUGCAACUGCAACAAUGACCCUCAGCAUUACUAUCAAUAGAAUUGUUUGGACGGAUCCUGCCAAGGGAACAUCUGACAGCAUUGCUGAAGACACACCUGUCAAUACAGUCAUAAAAAAUCUCACAGCAGAAACUGCCACAUCCUAUACCAUCCGAUCACAGAGUCCUGCCACAAAUACAUUUGCUAUUAUCAACAGUAACGAACUGGUUCUUUCUACAGCUCUUGAUUAUGAAACUAACACUGAUUAUACUAUCAGAAUAAGAGCAAUAGAUUCGUCCGGGAAAGUUGCAGAUAUUGUGUACAUGUUAAAUGUCACAGAUGUCAAUGAUGUUGAACCAGUCUUUGAAUCAGAACAGAAUGUUGUAGCUCCAGAAAAUACACAAGUUGGAGCAACGUUUUUCACAGUAUCAGCCACGGAUGCCGACACCGUCGGGACUGUCAGUUAUUCUAUUAAUGCUGGAAACGACGGGGGCUACUUUACUAUAAAUUCAUCUUCUGGAGAAUUAUCUUUAGCUAAAGAAUACAAAGUAAAUGACACAAGUGAUUUGAAUGUUGGAUUAUCCAUCGAAGCAACCGACUCUGUAAAUAGUGUUACCCAAUCACUAUCAAUAACGUUCAAAUCAGUCCCUCGUCUAAGUCUUGGUCCACAGACAAUCACCGAGAAUGUGGAUACAUCAGGAGGAUAUGAAGUACUGGCACUAGCAUCAACUGACGUUGAUGGUGAUCUUAAUCCUGAAUUCACUAUUCUAAGUGAAAGUCAUCCUGGUACAUUCUCUAUCAGUGAUGAUAACACAAAGCUUAUCACUACCGCAUCAUUUGAUCGUGAAGAUGUAGAUCAAUAUAAUGUUACAAUCAGGGUUAAACUGAUUCGUCCCAGUUCAAGUUAUCGUCUGAAGAGACAGUGGUUAAUUUCUGCGUUUGUUUUAUACGACAAGAGCAGACGAUCCAGAUCUGAUCGGAACUGUUACUUUCUCAAUCACAGAUGUAUUAAUGCCUUAGAUGGUUCGUCGACACCUUCAUAUACUUUAACAAUCGCCGCGAAUGACACGGAAAACACGACCCCCUUUAAUUUAACAGUCAGAGUUAUAACAGAACCUCAAAUAGCUUUGCCAGACACAAAUGUAACGAUAGCAGAAGGAACCUAUACGUCACAAACAGUGUGGGUGAUUAACUCAACUGACGUCGAUAACGAUGCAGACCCAUCGUUUGCAAUUAUUUCACAGGAAGUUAAUGGAACGUUUAGUUUAAACGGAGAUAACACUGAACUAAUCACGUCUGCAACAUUUGAUUUCGAGAAUAAAACCACUUACGAAGUUACUCUACAAGUAACUGAUUCAUCAACGUUUCAACGUUCUUCUACUACAACGCUAACUGUUUACGUCACAGACGUAAACGACGAGCCUCCAGUUUUCAGUGUUAUGUCAGUUGCUCUUGAAUUAAGAGAAGACACCUCAAUUGGUUUAGUUGACUACAUUGCGUCAACGACUGAUGCAGACACCACAAGUGCGACGUACUCAAUUAUAGUUGGAAAUACAAAUGAUGUGUUCACUAUAGAUCCUGUCAGCGGCAAUUUAACACUUGCCAAAGCACUAACAGAUUACGCAGAACUUACUUAUAAUCUAGUUAUCGAGGCGAAUGACAGUGUCAACGUGGCCACACAACAAGUUAACAUUAGUAUUGUUACAGGUAUGAAAUUUACUCUUACAAACAAACUACCCCUGUCAAAAUAA